This is a messenger RNA of Coregonus sp. 'balchen', 5054 nucleotides long. Lineage: Eukaryota; Metazoa; Chordata; Actinopteri; Salmoniformes; Salmonidae. The record is from the annotation of a GenBank genome assembly.
AUGGAUGCGACAGAAGGGACAACCAACGUCCUCCCUAACGUUCCCACUGGAUUCUCUAACAGGGUCUCUCUCUCUCUCUCUCUCUGUUCAUGUCUGUUCCCCCAGGUAAGGAAGACGUUCUUUACGUUGGCGUUCUGUGAUUUUUGCCGGAAGCUUCUGUUCCAGGGGUUCCGAUGUCAGACGUGUGGCUAUAAGUUCCACCAGCGCUGCAGCACAGAGGUGCCGCUCAUGUGCGUCAACUACGACCAGCUGGAGUAAGUUAUCGAUCGAAAUGAAUCGUUUUUAAGUCAUUGGAGAAGAGGGGGGGGGGGGUGGGGGAUGGGAAGUUGGUGUUGAGUUAUGUCAUUCUGUAGGUUGCAAGCAAGUAUUGUUUGAGACUGAAGUUAGCGUGAUCUGUCCCCGAGACUGAAGUUGGACACCAGCUUAUUGCUAGUAUCCAAGUUAUUUUUAGUUUUUGUAUGUGUGUGGUGUAGGGGGGGGGGGGUAAAAGCAAAAGACAAAUGAAAGUAUAUCUUAAUGUUCAGUUCUAACCUGUAUGUUGGGUCUGGUUGGGUCUGCAGUUUGUUGCUGGUGUCCAAGUUCUUUGAGCACCACCCCAUCACCCAGGAGGAGGUGUCAUCAGAGGGCACCACCCCCGUGUCCGAGGUCUGCCCCUCACUGCCCCCGUCCGACUCCACUGGGUGAGUUAAACCUAACCCUGACCUCUAAUCCUAACCCAUGUGACCGUGGCCUACCCUUCACUGCCCCCGUCCGACUCCACUGGGUGAGUUAAACCUAACCCUGACCUCUAAUCCUAACCCAUGUGACCGUGGCCUACCCUUCACUGCCCCCGUCCGACUCCACUGGUGGAGUUAAACCUAACCCUGACCUCUAAUCCUAACCCAUGUGACCGUGGCCUACCCUUCACUGCCCCCGUCCGACUCCACUGGGUGAGUCUCACACCUGAGAACUGUCUGACACCUGUCCUGAUCCCAUUCUCACCUCAGCACAGUUGAAGGAAAGGAGGUGAGGAAAGGAAGCCAUUUAAGACUACUGCAGCACAGCCUUGAUAAUCUCAUAUCUCCUUGCUAGAUUCAACGUAGACUGGACUCUCUGCUAAUGCUGUGCCAAAUGUCCCCAGUGAGAUGGACCCACCCUGUCCUCCCCUCUUAACCUCUGUCUAACCUCCAGGUCCCUGUGCCACACCAGUGUGUCCCCGUCCAAGUCCAUCCCCCAGAGUUUCAACCCCCAUCCUCUCUGACCCCUGACCUCUCUCUCUGACCCCCAGGUCCCUGUGCCACACCAGUGUGUCCCCGUCCAUCCCCCAGAGUUUCAACCCCCAUCCUCUCUGACCCCUGACCUCUCUCUCUGACCCCCAGGUCCCUGUGCCACACCAGUGUGUCCAUGUCCAUCCCCCAGAGUUUCAACCCCCAUCCUCUCUGACCCCUGACCUCUCUCUCUGACCCCCAGGUCCCUAUGCCAUGUCAGUGUGUCCCCGUCCAAGUCCAUCCCCCAGAGUUUCAACCCCCAUCCUCUCUGACCCCUGACCUCUCUCUCUGACCCCCAGGUCCCUGUGCCAUGCCAGUGUGUCCCCGUCCAAGUCCCCCUUCCCGAUCCCCCAGAAGUUUCAACCCCAUCCUCUCUGACCCUGACCUCUCUCUCUGGACCCCAGGUCCCUGUGCCACAGUGGUCCCGUCCAUCCCCGUCCCAUCCUCUCUGACCCAUGAACCUCCUCUGACCCCAGUCCCUUGCCAUGCGUGUGUCCCGUCCAUCCCCGCACCCAUCCUCUCGACCCCUGACCUCUCUGACCCCAGGUCCUGUGCCACGCCAGUGUGUCCCCAGUCCAUCCCCCAGAGUUUAACCCCCAUCCAUCUCUGACCCCUGACCUCUCUCUCUGACCCCAGGUCCCUGUGCCACGCCAGUGUGUUCCUCCCCCAGUUUCAACCCCCAUCCUCUCUGACCCCUGACCUCUCUCUCUGACCCCCAGGUCCCUGUGCCAUGCCAUGUCCGUCCCCGUCCCCAGUCCAUCCCCAAUUUCACCCCCAUCCACUCUGACCCCUGACCUCUCUCUCUGACCUCCAGGUCCCUGUGCCAUGCCAGUGUGUCCCCGUCCAAAUCCAUCCCCCAGAGUUUCAACCCCCAUCCUCUCUGACCCCUGACCUUUCUCUCUGACCUCCAGGUCCCUGUGCCACACCAGUGUGUCCCCGUCCAAGUCCAUCCCCCAGAGUUUCAACCCCCAUCCUCUCUGACCCCUGACCUCUCUCUGAUCUCCAGGUCCCUGUGCCAUGCCAGUGUGUCCCCAUCCAUCCCCCAGAGUUUCAACCCCCAUCCUCUCUGACCCCUGACCUCUCUCUCUGACCCCCAGGUCCCUGUGCCACGCCAGUGUGUCCCCGUCCAAGUCCAUCCCGAUCCCCCAGAAUUUCAGGCCCGGAGAAGAGGACCACAGGAACCAGUUUGGCCAGAGAGACCGCUCCUCCUCCGCUCCCAAUGUCCAUAUCAACACCAUCGAACCCGUCAACAUAGACGUGAGUCCACCAUCCCUUCUGUCUGGGUCUGAUAGCUCAGACACUGCCCCCCGCUGGAGACAAGUAGUACUGCUACUGUAGAAUGUUUAUCUGCCAGCGCUGGUAAAAGGCUUCUUGUGAAUGGGGUGCUCAUCCGGGUGCUUGGCUAAAUACAACAGAACCGUAUUAAGUCAUACUUAAAAAGGGAACUGACAGCAUUUUAGCAAAAUUAAAUCUAAUUUGAAAUCUGUUCAUAUACACCCCCAAAUAUGUAUAUACCAGGUAGUCCUCUUACAUUUGGGAACUUUACAGUCCUAUUGAUCAAACAACCAUGAAAAGGUAGCCACCUCUCUCCCUCAGUUAUGAACAUCAACAACAAAAAGAUUAACAACUAAUGCUAGCCAGAGAAAUAUGAGCUAACAUAUAACGAAGGAACUUUAGACAAACCCUCUCUAACUUUUUCAGCUAGUGGGCCGUCAAAAUUGCACUGAUAAACGAAGGGGAAUUGUAGCCUCCUCGCCCUUCCGCAGCUUGCCUGCCAAUGCAUGCUGGUCCCAACCAAGCACCCAAAGCUAACUGGCUAAUGUUGGCUAGCUUGCUAACUAGCUACUUCCAGACACAAAUGAGAGAACACCUUACUCUGACCAUUUUGACUCGUCCUAGCAGAGCUGGUUAGGCUGUUUACAUGUUAUCUAGAGCGUUUGUGACUAACUUACUUUUUUGCCUACGUUUACUGGCACGGUCAUAUUCAGCGGAUGUUGCGCGGUCAUAAUUUCAUCGGUUAUUCUGCGCUCUGAAUCGGCGAACGCAAGAGAUAUGCUAACUGGAUAGCAGUCGUUCAAGUUCUUGCUAGCUAACCAAAUGACACCUGCAUCUCUAGCUGUGUAUAGCCACCGAAAAACGAUGUGAGGGGGAAAAGUCAGUCACUCGCCCACUCCUCCAAUGACAUGACAUCCUCCGAGCAGCUAGCUAGCUAACGUUAGGCUCCGUGUUUUUAGCUUGAUACAUAAAUAGAUACGCUAGCCUAUUAGCCAUGUUAUGACUGUAAAAUGACUGACUUGUGAUCAUUGCCCUUGCUAGUUUGAUUGUAUUGACAAUCCCAGCCUUAGUUACAUUCGUCCGUUUUUGUCCAAAAUAUUGAGCCAUUGAAACUGAAACAGUGCAUCCCGAAUGGAGGCUGCAAACAAUGUACCAGGCCAGCUGUGAUUUACAACUUGUAAGCAAUAUUUAUUGGACUACCAAGCAAUGUAUUGGUUUAUUAUAUUAAUCAUGCAUUGAACUGCAUCCAUCUAUUCUGCCAACAAUUCCUUAGUGUACGUCAUGAAACGUUGAGUCAAAUAUAACCUAUUUUUAAAACGUCUUAUAAAGUUGGUUUUGUAGCAUAAACUGGGAAUUUGAUAUUUUUUACUGAUAUUACGAUUGUCUGUUUCAUAUCUGCCAAGUAGUUAAAACGCUGUCAGUUCCACUUGAAGUGUUAUAUCAAGAUGUAACACAAUCUGUAGUGUUGGUCUGGAAUCUAGAUGACUAGCAGUCUUCACAUGUGGAUUCUCUUUUCUCUUUCUUUCUCUCUCUCUCUCUUUCUCUCUCUCUCGCUCUCUCUCCUCUCUCGUCUCUCCUCUCUCAAUCAUCCCUCGUCUCUCUCAUCUCUCUCUGCUUCUCUCGUCUCUCUCUCUCUGUCUCUCUCUCUCUCUCUCUCUCUCUCUCUCUCUCUCUCUCUCUCUCUCUCUCUCUCUCUCUCUCUCUCUCUCUCUCUCUCUCUCUCUCUCUCUCUCUCUCUCUCUCUCAGGACUUGAUUCGAGACCAAGGUUUACAGAGGUCAGAAGGAGGUAAGGAAACUGAUCAUCAUCAUCAUCAGGACUGUCAUUCAAUCAACAAGUCUUCCUCCCACCCUGCGUCUGCGUUCUCUUGUGUCUUACGAAGCCCUAGAAGCUCAUUUUGUCCAGUCUGACUUCAAUUUCUACACGAUGCAUAUUCAGAAUAUUUGUCCUUAGACUGUAAAACAGUGGCUCUGGAGACUUCCCCUUUAAGAGAGCCGUCUACCCUUUAUUUCCCCUGACGUUCUCUGAUUCCACUGCCCAUCCCAUGCUCCCUCUGGAAGAGUGUACACUACUUACUAUGGGCCAGUCUCAAAUGGUAAACUACUCCGUAUCUAGUGCACUACUUUUGGCCAGUGAUAAUGUGUGUGUGGGGAAAAAAAAAACUCCUUAACUUUCUACUGGUCCUUCGAGACAGAUUUUGUACACUAUUCCCCCUCAUUUGCACUCAUUGGGGCUGUGGCCAAAAGUAGGGCGCGACACAGCAUCUGGGCGGCCAUAUUGGAUCGGGCCUACAGUAGGUACCGUAGAGAAGUGGGGUCAGGUGGGUCCAGUAAGCCUGUCUUCAGGGCCAGUGAUCCUGCUGUGUGUCUCUCUCCCCCCCCCCUUCCCCCCUGCAGCCCCCCCCUUGCAGACUCACCCACCCGCCCGCUGCUUGAGGAAGCACCGAACACGGACCUCAAGCCCCCUCCUAUACUCCUACCCCAAUGACAUAGUCUUUGAUUUUGAGUCCGAGCCUGUGUUCCGAGGUAGCUAG